UUCUCCUUCCCCUUCUCCUUCUCCUUCUCCUUCUCCGUCCCCAUCUUCCUCGAAACCCUAGCCUAAAGCUACAAAGUGUACCGAAACUCCCAUCUUUCUCCUCCUCCCGCUCCGCUUCUACCCGAAACAUUGAGGAAGGCGCCAAAUUGGCGAAUUCUAGAGAUUUAAAUUGUCCAUGGUGGCCUUCUGGCAGGAUUUGUCUUAAAUCCUGGUUAAUUCUUCCUUUACCAGACAGCCCUUAAGGUAUUAUCGUCAAUUUUUCCUGAUGUCGUUGCAAGAGAGCCUUAACAGAUUUAAACAGCAGCAGGAGAAGUGCCAAUCCACGCUUACUAGCAUAGCCAACAGAAGUUCAAGGUCUACCCAUUCUCAGAAACAAGCCCCGCCAAGCGCUUCUUCAGCUCCAUCAAGAGUUGCUGCCCCUGUGAAAUUUUCAAAUGAUACUGAGAGGCUUCAGCACAUCAAUGCUAUUAGGAAAUCCCCUGUUGGCGCGCAGAUAAAGCGUGUGAUUGAUUUACUUUUUGAGACAAGGCAAUCUUUUACUCCUGAGCAAAUAAAUGAAGCAUGCUAUGUGGACAUCUUGGGCAACAAAGCUGUAUUUGACAGUUUGAGGAAUAAUCAUAAAGUACAUUAUGAUGGGAGGUGUUUCUCCUACAAGUCCAAACACGAUUUGAAGAGUAAAGAUCAGUUGCUAUCCUUGAUUAGAAAGUUUCCGGAGGGUCUUGCUGUUGUUGAUGUGAAGGAUUCAUAUUCAUCUGUUAUGGACGACUUGCAGGCUUUGAAAGCAGCAGGUCAGGUAUGGCUCCUAGCCAACAAUGACUCUCAGGAAGAUAUUGUGUAUCCCAAUGACCCAAAGGUGGUGAUCAAAGUCGACGAUGACUUGAAGCAGCUCUUCAGGGGAGUUGAGCUCCCUCGGGACAUGGUCGACAUCGAGAGGGAUCUCCUGAAGAACGGAAUGAAACCUGCUACAAACACGGCUAAGAGGCGCGCUGAGGCUCAAGUCCAUGGCAUCCCAUCCAAGCCCAAACCCAAGAAGAAGAACGGAAUCAGCAAGCGCACCAAACUCACAAAUGCUCACCUUCCCGAGCUCUUCCAGAACAUAAACGUGCCUGAUUCUUGAAAACAAGAAGAUUUGAGUUGCUACCUAGUUGGUGACACGCCUAAUGUUUAUAGUAACAAAACAUGGCAGUUUGCAGGCAUUCAUGACAUGUAUUUGCAGGUAGACUGCACUAAGAGGAUAUGCCUUGAUGCUUAUCAUUUGCUGAAUUGUCUUAAUUUGAUUUGCUUGGAUUUAUUUGUGUGAUUUCAUGGGUUGUAAUCUGGAAUGAAACUAAAAUUUGAAUUAUGAAGUUUUGAUUUCUCCAUCA
Phalaenopsis equestris is the source of this 1364-nucleotide messenger RNA. Its product is annotated as transcription initiation factor IIE subunit beta-like. The transcript is spliced from 6 exons. NCBI's taxonomy places the organism in Eukaryota, Viridiplantae, Streptophyta, Magnoliopsida, Asparagales, Orchidaceae. Gene Ontology annotation, cellular component: transcription factor TFIIE complex. Gene Ontology annotation, biological process: transcription initiation at RNA polymerase II promoter. The record is from RefSeq and is a predicted model, not a curated record. The coding region runs from base 266 to 1117 and encodes 283 amino acids.